UCACAUGGCGAUAUAUAACGUUUUGGAGGACACUCAAAGGAGUGUGUGCUUUUUCGGGCCAUGAGUGACGGUCUAGGCUUACGGACUUGGUGCGCCGCGAGCACUACGGCGAAGAAAAGCCUUGCACGAGAAGCGGCAGACGGUGAAGAGUCGAAUUUGUCAGAAGACAUCAGAGAGAAUGCGUAUGAUACGGUGAGCUGCAUCUCUGAUGCACAGAUUUCACCAGAUGGGACGUGUAUCUUUACCACAGACUAUUCGCGUAACUUUUCCGUCUAUCCAUUGACCUCGAAUAUCGCUGCCAACGAAGAACAACAAAGACUGACACGAUACGCACAAUUCUCUUCAUCAGACCCUAUAUGGGCUUUUACAGUCAAUCCGUACUUUGACCUGAAUGACCGCAACACCACCACCGUUCUCGUUAGCCGUCGGGAUCAGUACAUUGGCCUGCAUAAUGCGCUCUGGGACAUAUCCGAGACCCAAGGAAACGUUGCACAGCCUGAUCGAACAGGCCCUGUAGACAUCUCCUCCAAACUCACUAGCUACAAGCUUGUCGAUAAACUAACGGAGGCCGUGACUGCACCAAAAAGUCUACUAUGGUCACCCUGCGGUGCCUACUUCUACGCCGGGCACAAAAACCAAAUCGCUGUAUUUGACCUCACUUACACCGAUGAUCCUAUAACGAAGAUCCGGACGAUUCCCUCAACAAGAAACAAGCUGAAGGGUGGAGGCUGGGGCUUCAAGGGCGACGUCUCUGCACUUGCUGCUUCAGCCGGGAGUGGCAAUGUGUUGGCGGCAGGCACGCGAACGCGCUAUGUCGGUCUUUACGACGUUGUCUCGUCUCAAGAAGUCACGCAUUUUGCCCUACCUGGCAUGAUCAACGGCCAGAGAUCCGAUAACGAGAAACUGCAAGAUGUAAUCGGCGAAGGCGUUACUCAGUUGGAAUGGAGCCCCGAUGGAACAUAUCUCUACGUCGCCGAGCGCAGCUCAAAUGCUCUCCUGAUAUACGACGUGCGCAAGUUCGGGCUCGCGUUGGCUCAUUGUGCUGGACGCAAAGCACAGACCCGCCAGAAGAUGGGUUUUGAUGUUUGGGCACAAAGGGACGCCGGAGAGAAUCACGAAAUAUGGGCUGGUGGUACGGAUGGUUGCGUGAGAGUGUGGAGGUACGCUUACCUGAAAGAAGGCGCUGUGGACGCAGAUGAAGUUAUCAGCGUGGGGGACGAUGCGGUCAGCAACGUGCGUGUACAUCCAUACGGGCAUGCUGCUGUUGUUGCACAGGGAAGAUACGAAGUCGGGGGUGGAGGAGAAGCGAAGGGGAUAAGAAGAGGAGACGUAAAGAAUCCGACGUACGAUGAAUGGGGGUCUUUGGAUAUCUUGGGUUUGGGAAGCUACUGACUGACGCUCGUGCUUGGAUAUACCCGAUCGGCGUUUGGAAUUACGAAUUGACCUGUACUACUCGGAGGGACUUGGCCUCAGCUCGUUGUUUACAGAGUUCGUGUGAGAUUGUGAUUAGGCCGCUGCAGCUUGCGGGCAUGUUACGAGACAUGCAGAACCCGCCCCUCGGCAUCACGAUGAUUAUCAUUUGUGGCUGAGCAAAUAAGCCUUGCAAUACAAGU
Paraphaeosphaeria sporulosa is the source of this 1613-nucleotide messenger RNA. Its product is annotated as WD40 repeat-like protein. The transcript has a single exon. The coding region runs from base 61 to 1392 and encodes 443 amino acids. The record is from RefSeq and is a predicted model, not a curated record. Lineage: Eukaryota; Fungi; Ascomycota; Dothideomycetes; Pleosporales; Didymosphaeriaceae. Gene Ontology annotation, molecular function: protein binding.